AUGGCUCGACCAAGCGACGUUCCAAUUCCACAAGAACCCAUGUCUCCGUACCCAAUCAAUACGGAGUUCUGUGAUAUCGUAUGUGGUUUUGGCCGUGGCUCCUCGGAACUUGGGAUUCCAACUGCUAAUGUUCCAAUAGAUCAACUGCCAUCAAUUGUUGAAAAGUUGCCACUGGGAGUGUAUUUUGGAUUUUGCCGGGUGGCGAAGGUAGAUAGUGAGUGCACUCGAGUUGUAAAGCGCAAAGAUGGCAGAAGCGUGGAUUACAAUUUUGGCGCAACUCUAAAUAAUAAAGACCUGGAAACGUGGCCAGUAGUCUUAUCGAUUGGGUUAAAUCCCUUCUAUCAUAACAAAGCAAAGACAGUGGAAUUACAUAUCAUGCAUAAAUUCAGUGACGACUUUUACGGCGCGAAGGUCAAAUUCAAUAUUUUGGGGUUCAUAAGGCCAGAGCUUGAUUACACAACUAAGGAAGCAUUGAUAAAAGAUAUAAAUACGGACAUUGAAAUUGCGAAAAAGACGCUCAAUACGCCUCCAUACUCAGAAUAUAGUCAUCUUUAG
This is a messenger RNA of Lachancea fermentati, 555 nucleotides long. Lineage: Eukaryota; Fungi; Ascomycota; Saccharomycetes; Saccharomycetales; Saccharomycetaceae. The record is from the annotation of a GenBank genome assembly.